UCGAAAAGUACCUUUUCAGACUUUUUUUAAAACAUUAUUUUUUCCAAACGAAAAAAAGUACAACCAAAAAAUGUAUAUUCCUCCCCCCUGCAUGUUCUUAUGCCAAUACAUUUCUAUAUUAUUUGAUUUUAUUUCAGAAUGUCGCUGUGCACCAAAUAGAGCGCAGACGUGCUGAUGCCUACCUCCAUCUGCGUCGAACGUGAGAACAUCAUGUUUUUUGUUUAUAGCUCUGGGGGCUGUUGCACAGCGACGCUAAGUACAAUACAAAAAAUUAAAUCUGUAAAAUUUGUACUUAUUUGAUGGCAGUAAACCGAGGAUGCGCUGCGAUGACAAAGAAACAAUCGUUCGUACACUUGGUCAAAUCAUCGCGUCGAAGUGGGAAAAGACCAAGGUUAAUCCUCUAUUGUUUGUUGGAGUAAAUAUGGGCCUCAUUGACAAAAAGGAGGAGCGCGCUUUUAUUAUCGAUUGCCUUAAAGUAUACAAGUCUCUGCCGGCACUGUGGGACUCGAAGUCGCCAGAAUACCGCAAAAAAGAAAAAAAGAAUGAGGCUUAUGAAAUUUUAGUUGGUAAAUUUCGUGAGAAAUAUGCAAAUGUUGAUCGCAAAGAUGUAACAAAGAAAAUAAAUACGUUGAGAACAAAUUUCCGCAAAGAGCUAAAGCGUCUGUCACAAGAAGGGCGGAAGGACUCCAAUUUGUGGUAUUUUGAUCAAAUGAAAUUUUUACAAGAUCAUAUGACUACAAAGAAGGAGAAUUUUCAAAUCCUGGAUGAUGAUAAUGAACGAAUAAACAUAGAAAUUAUUGAUGAGAGCUCAUCCACCACAACUGAGGAUAACAUUAACAUAAAGCGGGAUGAGUUCGUCUCUUUACCGGACGCUGCAAACAUGUCCAGUGCGAAGCCAUUCGGGGAAUAUGAACUUAAAUUGGCUGAAACAUGGGCUAUGGAAUUACAAAAAAUGACACCCGAGCAACAAAUUUACGCAAAGAAAGCCAUAAACGAUAUAAUUUAUGAAGGUCAAUUAGGGAACUUACAUCGAGAUAGUGUGCACAUUUAUGCACAAUAAGAAAUAAGAGACACAAAUGUAUAUACUUAGUGAUUAAAUUAAUUUUA
Molecule: messenger RNA, 1107 nt
Organism: Anastrepha ludens (Mexican fruit fly)
Lineage: Eukaryota; Metazoa; Arthropoda; Insecta; Diptera; Tephritidae
Exons: 5
Coding region: 317-1060 (247 amino acids)
Source: RefSeq, a predicted model, not a curated record